UACAAGGUGAAGUAAAGUAUUUUAAAAGUGAAUAAUAAAAAAAAAUUACAGCUACAAAGUGGAAGAAAUAAGACGAAAAGUAAGCUUCAUUUAUGAUAAUAAAUAUGAAGCAGUUAAUAACAUGUGGAUUGUUAUACUUCAUGAGUAGUUACAUUACUUUGGGCCAAGAUCAAUUAAGUGAUCCAACGAAAACGUACAUAGAUUAUUUAAUGGGACAGGAUGUUACAAAAGCAAAUACGACAAAUGGGAGUGGAAUAAUAAAUGUGGAUUUGAAUCCAGGAACUCUUCAGUUAAAAUAUAACAUACCGGAUAAUACAUCUACAACGAUGGCAACAGAAACAACGAUUCCACCCAGAGAAUCGACAACAUCAUCUAGCAUACCGAUAACGGUCAUGCCUCCCGCAUCAACCACAAGUGCACCUUCAGCAGCAUCUAGUAUACCAAUAACAGUCAUGCCUCCAUCAUCCAUUGGAUCGACAACGAGUGCACCGGCGACUGCGUCAACCACAAGUGCUGCAUCUAACAUACCGAUAACUGUUAUGCCUCCCUCAUCAGUCGCAUCAACCACAAGUCCACCUUCGGCUGCGGCAACCACAAGUGCACCUUCAGCUGCAUCUAGUAUACCAAUAACAGUCAUGCCUCCAUCAUCCAUUGGAUCGACAACGAGUGCACCGGCGACUGCGUCAACCACAAGUGCUGCAUCUAACAUACCGGUAACUGUUAUGCCUCCCUCAUCAGUCGCAUCAACCACAAGUCCACCUUCGGCUGCGGCAACCACAAGUGCACCUUCAGCUGCAUCUAGUAUACCAAUAACAGUCAUGCCUUCAUUAUCCAUUGGAUCAACAACGAGUGCACCUUCGGCUGCGUCAACCACAAGUGCAGCAUCUAACAUACCGAUAACUGUUAUGCCUCCCUCAUCAGUCGCAUCAACCACAAGUCCACCUUCGGCUGCGGCAACCACAAGUGCACCUUCAGCUGCAUCUAGUAUACCAAUAACAGUCAUGCCUUCAUCAUCCAUUGGAUCAACAACGAGUGCACCUUCGGCUGCGUCAACCACAAGUGCAGCAUCUAACAUACCGAUAACUGUUAUGCCUCCCUCAUCAGUCGCAUCAACCACAAGUCCACCUUCGGCUGCGGCAACCACAAGUGUACCUUCAGCUGCGGCAAUCACAAGUGGACCUACGACUACUUCAACUACAACCUCAAACAUCGACUGA
Messenger RNA from Chelonus insularis, 1217 nucleotides. RefSeq lists its product as uncharacterized. The transcript is spliced from 3 exons. The record is from RefSeq and is a predicted model, not a curated record. NCBI's taxonomy places the organism in Eukaryota, Metazoa, Arthropoda, Insecta, Hymenoptera, Braconidae. The coding region runs from base 93 to 1217 and encodes 374 amino acids.